AUGUCAGCAGAUAUGUACUUCCUUCGUACGCCGGAAUCCGACGAUUAUGAUCGAUGUUUUCGUGCCUUGGUGAGGGAGAUCAUCCGCGCAGUCACCACCAUUGGUGGAUCCGCAGCCAAAGGGCUAGCGCUGGUGCAUUCGAGUCAGCCACAUCUUUCUAUGCUGUUCGCGCUUACAAAAUCGACCUGCUCGAAAGCGUCUUCUUGGAACGCCGACGAUUUGCUUGUAGUGUAUACAUUUAUCUCUCUCAAACAGCCUGAUUCUGGAAUGCAGGUUACCCCCUUCUCGCAUCUCUUCAUGUUCGCCAUCUGCAAUAACAGCCGUACGAUUGUUUCUUUCGACAAUAGCUCCACACUGCUCAAGAUCAGCUGA
This is a messenger RNA of Plenodomus lingam JN3, 372 nucleotides long. RefSeq lists its product as uncharacterized. The record is from RefSeq and is a predicted model, not a curated record. Lineage: Eukaryota; Fungi; Ascomycota; Dothideomycetes; Pleosporales; Leptosphaeriaceae.